AUGUAUGGGUCAACACCGACACCGACACAAUCAUUUCCUUCUGGAAUCAUUUCACUUCAUGUUCCUCAGAACAGUGUAGUCGAACAUUCUUCAAAUGUUUGUUCUACAUAUUAUUAUAUUAUCGUAUUCAUACAUGGCCUCACCGAAGAUCGCGAGAGUACGUGGAGAGCGGCGGCGAAUUCAAGUGAUCCAUGGCCAAAGACCUUGCUCUCACCCAUAAUUCCCAAUGCUCGAAUCCUUACUUUUGGAUAUGAUGCCUAUGUGACUGACUGGAAAACCAUGUUGUCUCAAAACAGGCUAGGCUGUCACUCGUGGAACCUGCUGACAAGGCUUGCAACUCAUAGGGAGGCUGAUAACACUAAUGACCGCCCCAUAAUCUUUGUCUGCCAUAGCCUGGGAGGUCUUGUUUGUGAAUAUGCAUUGACUAUUUCUGCACGACGUUCUGAUGAGCAUCUCAAGAAAAUAUCAAAUUACACUCGAGAUAUCGCGUUCCUGGCUACACCACAUCAUGGGUCGGGUCUCGUCCAAUGGGCAGAAAAGCUCGCGCAUGUUGUUGGGGUGCUCAAACAAGUUAACAGGGAUAUCUCGAAAGUGCUUAAGGGAUGA
This is a messenger RNA of Penicillium canescens, 606 nucleotides long. Its product is annotated as esterase/lipase family protein. Bases 1 to 606 code for a protein of 201 amino acids. The transcript has 4 exons. NCBI's taxonomy places the organism in Eukaryota, Fungi, Ascomycota, Eurotiomycetes, Eurotiales, Aspergillaceae. The record is from RefSeq and is a predicted model, not a curated record.